GCAAGAUCUUGCAGAGGGAACACAGGUUGAAAGGAAAGGCCACUCUCACCAGGAUGUCUAUGAAACUCACUGUUAUUCUCCUGCUGCUUCAGCUGAGUAGUUACUUUGGUUCUGGGAGCUGUGGCAAAGUGCUGGUGUGGCCCAUGGAAUACAGCCACUGGAUCAACUUAAAGACCAUCCUGGAUGUACUUGUCCAAAAGGGACAUGAGGUGACUGUUUUGCGAUCUUCAGUUUCAAUGUCUUUGGACGUGGAGAAGGAAUCUGCUAUUAAAUUUGAGACAUAUCCUACAUCACUAUCUAGAGAUGAUUGGGAGUACAUGUUUACAAAUGGACUCAGUAAAUUGAUUUAUGAACUACCAAAAGAAUCAAGUUGGACAUAUUUUUCAGUGUUGCAAGAAUUAGUGUGGCUAGAUUCUAAUUACAUGGAAAUUAUUUGUAAAGAAUUAGUUCUGAACAAGGAACUUAUGUCAAAGCUACAAGAACCAAGUUUUGAUGUUCUUCUUGCAGAUGCCUUGAGUCCCUGUGGUGAGCUGAUUGCCGAGCUGCUGCAUAUACCCUUUGUGUACACUCACCGCUCAUUUCCUGGCUACACGUAUGAAAAGUACAGUGGAAAACUUCCAUUCCCUCCUUCCUAUGUGCCUAUGGCUGUGUCAGAGUUAACUGAUCAAAUGACAUUCAUGGAGAGGGUAAAAAAUAUGAUAUAUGUGCUUUAUUUUGAUUUUUGGUUCCAAACAUUUAAUGAGAAGAAAUGGAAUCAGCUCUACAGUGAAGUAUUAGGAAGACCCACUACAUUAUCAGAGAUAAUGGGGAAAGCAGAAGUAUGGCUCAUUCGAACCUACUGGGAUUUGGAAUUCCCUCGCCCAUCCUUACCCAAUUUUGAUUUUGUUGGAGGACUCCACUGCAAACCUGCCAAACCUCUGCCUAAGGAAAUGGAAGAUUUUGUGCAGAGCUCUGGGGAACAUGGUGUUGUGCUGUUUUCUCUGGGAUCGAUGGUUGGGAACAUGACAGAAGAAAGAGCCAACAUAAUUGCAUCGGCCCUUGCUCAGAUUCCACAAAAGGUGAUAUGGAGAUUUGAUGGCAAGAAGCCAGAUACCCUAGGACCCAACACUCAGCUGUACAAAUGGAUUCCUCAGAAUGACCUUCUUGGUCACCCCAAAACCAAAGCCUUUAUGACUCAUGGUGGAACCAAUGGCAUCUAUGAGGCGAUCUACCAUGGUGUCCCUAUGGUGGGCAUUCCUCUGUUUGGGGAUCAACUGGAUAACAUUGUUCACAUGAAGGCCAAGGGAGCAGCUGUUGGAUUGGAUUUCAUCACAAUGACAAGAACAGAUUUGCUCAAUGCACUGGAGACUGUCAUUGAUGAUCCUUCCUACAAAGAGAAUGCCAUGAGGCUAUCAAGGAUUCACCAUGACCAGCCACUGAAGCCUCUGGACCGAGCAGUCUUCUGGAUCGAGUUUGUCAUGCGCCACAGAGGAGCCAAGCACCUUCGUGUUGCUGCCCACAACCUCUCCUGGUUCCAGUACCAUUCUUUGGAUGUGAUUGGGUUCCUGCUGGCCUGUGUGGCCACUGUGAUUUUCAUCCUCAGUAAAUGCUGUCUGUUUUGUUACCAAAAGUUGGCAAAGACUGGAAAGAAGAAAAAAAGGGAGUAGUUUUAUCUGCCUGAAGUUGGCAGUACUAAUGGGUGGGAAUUAUAUACUUGAAACUUCACCCAGUUUAUUCCAGUAAGGAGAGGUUGU
Messenger RNA from Fukomys damarensis (Damara mole-rat), 1733 nucleotides. RefSeq names its product UDP-glucuronosyltransferase 2B31. Lineage: Eukaryota; Metazoa; Chordata; Mammalia; Rodentia; Bathyergidae. Gene Ontology annotation, molecular function: UDP-glycosyltransferase activity. The record is from RefSeq and is a predicted model, not a curated record. The transcript has 6 exons. The coding region runs from base 54 to 1646 and encodes 530 amino acids.